Messenger RNA from Cyprinus carpio (common carp), 5392 nucleotides. Its product is annotated as protein phosphatase 1 regulatory subunit 16A. NCBI's taxonomy places the organism in Eukaryota, Metazoa, Chordata, Actinopteri, Cypriniformes, Cyprinidae. The record is from RefSeq and is a predicted model, not a curated record. Gene Ontology annotation, molecular function: protein binding; phosphatase regulator activity; enzyme inhibitor activity. Gene Ontology annotation, cellular component: cytoplasm.
CUGAGAAACUUUAAUAGAAAUUGAAUUGAAAAUACACGAAGAGUUCAAAUAGAAGAAUUAUUAUUCAGACCAAUCCGCCCAUUUCUUAAAACAUGAUACCGCCUUUUAUCCGCACAUUCGCUUUCUGUGCAAAUUCCCAGUGUUUGUGUGAGUGUAGCGCCGACUGUCGGGACUCGGGAUGCGUUGAGCGAGUAGACGGACCGAAGGGAGCAACCGGCUGUUAUGGAGAUUAUUUUAUUUCCCUUGAAAGCUAACGAAAAGGACAUAAGAUUGAUUAAACGGACAUGAAUUUACCGACUGAGUUCAGCUGAAGCAACAGAACCUGCCCUCCUAGUCCAUAUAGGAAAAUUUAUUAAGAAUAUGAUCCGUCAGUGGCUUUCAUCUGCAUCUCUACAUUAUCCCAUUGGAUCUCUAGUUUGUUUGCUGCUCUCAUCAGACAAUUGGAUGUCAGAACUGCAAGUGUAAAGAGUCGAAUGCCUAUGAUAGAUGACAGCAGAAGCCACAGUCAGAAGGGAUUGUGAAGGAGUUGAGAGUUCUUGACUUGGAAGAUAUGGCAGAACAUGCUGAGCUGUUAGCAGAAAUGGCAACUAUUGGCCGUCUCUCAGCCACCGAGCGCCUGAAGCAUGCACAGAAGAGACGGGCACAGCAGCUGAAAGGCUGGGCUCAAAUGGAGAAGGACAGUGCCCGUAGUCAAAAGGGGAACCACAAGGGAGAUGGGGUGAAGAAAAGCAGAAGGGUGACCUUCAGCACCAGUGUGACAUUACUGGAGGCUGCAGCCAGGAAUGACAUAGAGGAGGUACGAGAGUUGCUCAAUAAUGGAGUCAGUCCAGACUUGUUCAACGAGGACGGGCUCACUGCACUUCAUCAGAGCUGCAUAGAUGAUUUUUUGGAUAUAUCACGCUGUCUUCUGGACGCGGGCGCAAACGUGAAUGCGUGUGACAGUGAGCUGUGGACCCCACUACAUGCGGCAGCCACCUGUGGACACACUGACCUCGUCCAGUUGCUGAUAGAAGCGGGUGCAGAUGUGUUGGCGGUGAAUGCAGAUGGAAACAUGCCGUAUGAUCUGUGUGAAGACGAGGCUACGCUAGAGCUCAUAGAGAUGAUCAUGGCAGAGCAGGGGAUUACUCAGGAGAGAAUUGAUGAAUGUCGCGGAGCCAAGGAGAGAGCAAUAUUGUCUGACCUUCAAGAGCUGGUUGCAAGCGGAGCUGAUUUGAAUGUGAAAGACGAGCAUGGGGCCACUCUGCUGCAUAUAGCAGCUGCUAAUGGAUACAUGUCAGUUGGUGAGCUGUUGCUGGAGCACAGAAUAUCUCCUAACGACAGGGAUGCUGACGGGUGGACGCCGCUUCAUGCUGCUGCCUGCUGGGGACAGAUCCAGAUGGUGGAGCUGCUGGUAGCUAAUGGUGCAAAUUUAAACGCCAAGUCUGAGCUGGAUGAGACGCCUCUGGAUGUGUGCACUGAUGAGGAGGUCCGGGCCAAAAUGAUGGAGCUGAAACACAAACACGAUGCCAUCAUGAAGGGUCAGGACAAACAUAAAAACACACUGCAGAGACGAGUGUCCAGCACGGGCAGCAGAGGUAAAGUAGUGAGACGCACCAGUGUGAAUGAGCGUAGCAGUCUGUAUCGCAGAGAGCAUCAGAAGGAAGCCAAAGUGUGGCAGGAGAGAGGAAGACAGACAGAUGCCUUGGAUGAUGAUGAAGACAGACAGACUGAUGCUGAACUGAACCUGCAUGCCUCACUGGUGUCCGGCUCUAAUGCAACUCCUGUUCCUCCAUUAGAGGUCGGCGAGGUGGAAAAUGGAGCUCAAGUUUUGGGGAACGGCAGCACAGCUUCAUUUUCUUCCUCACUUCCAGGAGAACUCCAAGGCGGGGGUCGCAUGGAUCGCAGUGCCUCCUAUCAGCUCACUCCAGCUUUGGCUGCUGCUGGCGGGGACAACAUGAGCAGAGAAAGAUCUCACCACACGCUUGCAGAUCUCAAACGACAGAGAGCAGCAGCUAAACUGCAGAAACAUCCAGCACCUGCUUUACCUCUGUCUGGAGACCCUCAAGAUGAGGUCGUCCCUGAAGGACCCCAGGGACCACUGGAGCCUCCUGAAUCAGUACAACAGGAUGUGUCCCCCAGUGAGGUGUACUUCACCCAUGCUAGUGGAGAUCCACCUCUACUGAAGCUGCGAGCACCAGAAGAGGACACAACUAAUACGAAAGAGCCAUGCUGUGGACUCAUGUAGAAGCAGCGGACGAACAUGUUUGGUUUUAUAUGAUUGUGCAGUUCUCGUGUACUACGUGGACAAACUAGAAUUAUAAGGCAGGUACGUUCAAAUGAGUUUUAUGUCCAAGUCACACUUUCUCUCACAAUGGCACUGAGAGAACUGACGUUUUCAACACUAAUGUGAAUAAUAGCAACAAAAUUUGAUGGAUUUACAUAGCUUUCUGAAUGUAUAACACAAGAAAUCAGAAAAAAAGAUGAUAAUAUAAUGGAUUAAUUGCAUUAUUGCAGUAUUUCAAUCUUUUAAGCUCAUCGUUUUAUUUUAAUUAGUUGGUAUGGUCAUUAAAGUUUCAAAGUAUUGAUUCAGUUGUUCAAUACAUAGAGAAAAAAAAACUGAGACUGAGCACUUUACUUGACCAAACUUUCAGCAGUCUUCACAACUUUUAUAGAUAUAUAUGUCAAAGUAUACUGAGCACAAAAAAGCACAUUUGAAUUGCACUGAUUAAAAUAAAAUUGCAUUUCUUUAACAUCUCUGCUGCAAUCUUACAGCUAUCACACAUGCUCUAGUUCUUCAUUCACAUCUGGUUGCACUAUUUGAUCAUUAUUACUGCUUUCAACAUCCUCGUAUCACAGCAUCUGUCUACAUUGUUAAUUGCCUUUGAGAUUGAACAUAAGCUAAUUUUAAUGUAAAGAAAUCAUAUGUUUAUGUUUAUAAUUUAUUAGUUUAUAAUGUUUUUCUUCAAGCCUUCUCUUGAACAUAAAAUCAGCAUAGUGUUUUUUUUCUUUCACAUUUUUAUUUUUGUUCAUCACACUUUGUUGUAAUGCAUCAAAUAGAUACAAUAAAACCAAAAUAAAAAAUACAUUUAAAUACUUUUUGGUCUGAAUACCUUCUGGUAAUUAGGUAGAAAAUCACAAUUAAAAAUAUUUUUUGUUUUGUUUAAAAAUGGAAAAUACGAAUUCAAGCCGAUUUUUAGUUUUUUGUUUGUUCAUCUAAAAAAAAAUAUGACUUUACAGUUCUAAUAUUUUACUCAAAUGUUGGACAGCGAAUUAGUAGCUGGAUUCUGCUAAGAUAUAUUCCAAAAUAUCAUUUGUAACAUUCAGUUAGACUAAUUAUUGUAAUCUUAAUACUCCUGGAUUGUAUCUAACACUCUGUUUUACAUCUGAAUAUCAGAUACUUUUUAUUUAUUUUUAUUUUUUUUAUGCAGCAGCUGUAUUCUGAUUAUCAAAGAUUACAGAAAAACAUGGUGCACUUAGACACAUUUCAAAUUGUAAACUGUACAUUUACCGUAUUGUCACUCUCCAGUCCACGUAAAGUUACUUUUCACUUCGUUUUCAUUAAUUUUUUGAAACUUAUUUGUAGAGCGAUGCCAAGAUGAUGUAGAAGAAAUGGACGUUUUAGUGCCCCCAAAACAUGCAAAUCAAAUAUUCAUUUUCUUUUUUUGAAAAAACAUGGACAGAAAGUAUGUAAACCAAAAAACUUUUUAUUUGUUUGGUUUUAAUGGAUUUCGAUUGGAACAAAGUGUGAUGAAUUUUUUUUUAAAAUGAUAGGCCUAUGAGUUUUUUUUGUUUGUUUGUUUCAGGAGGGUCGAAAAUGUGAAUAAUGGUUUAUACAUUUUUCCAUUUUUAAGACAAAAACAAAAAUCUGAAGGUACACAUAGCAACUGACUAAAUUGCUGCCAGGAUCAAAUUAAAACCUAACACCAUUGCUCCAUUAUUCCAUCUAUCCCUUUUUCCUUUUUUAACCAAGACAAGAAGAAAAAAAAUAUAAUAAUAAUUCCCGAAGGAAAGAUAUGCAUCUUUAUUUUAUAGAUUGUGUAGAGGUAUGUUUUAUUUUUUAGAAAUUGUCAAAUAAAGAAAUAUAUUAAUACAUUUUUAAUAUGUUUUUAAUUUAUAUAAAUAAAAGAGAUAAAAAAUAUAUAUAAAAUAUUGUUGCUCCAGCUGCAGAAACAUCUAAUUAAUUGCAAAGAAAUAUAUGUGUAAUUAAUGUAUCAUACAUGAUUUUGGCAUGCAAAAUAAUCUAGAUAUUUUGAGAAACUAUAGCUGCAAUAUAAAAAUAUUAAUGCCUCAUAUAAAUGAGUCAGUGUAUUGAUUCCAAACGUUUCUCGAUGAAAGCAGUAGGUUACAGUCCUCUGUAAAUUUAUGCUUUUUUGUGCCUGUAUAUCAGCUGUAAAGCAUGCUAGAAUUUAAAUGAUCAUUUCUAUGAACUAAGAAUUUUGUGUAAGGAAAAUUAGCUUCUAUUUGCACAUGUUAAAACCAUUAAAGUUCAUUUCUGGUUUAAAAAAGGAAAAAGGAAUGGACACAAAUGUACAAGGACCACGGGAUGCUAACAGUUUAUUUGAAGUUAUGUUGUAAGACACUGGUUAAGCUAUUUAGUUAGUUUUAUAUUUUUUCUUAUGAUAGUGCAGGUUGUGCUCAAUAUUCAGUGAGAUUUAAAUCGAAUGAGUGAUGGAAACACUAUUUUUGUAAUGAUUGGCAGAAAUAGAUUGAUGACUUUCAAAAAUAUAUUAAGCUUUAGCACUUUGAGGCUUAGGUUUAAUAGUGUAGUGUUCCAUUAUUUUGUAUGAAUAAUGGACAUUUUUUCCCCAUGAAUACACAUGCAAAGUCUUGUAGGUGUAAAAAGUUUUUUUUUUUUUUCCAUUGUUUACCUGGUCCGAUCACAUCAAGUGCUCUAGUUCUUUGUUUUGAUGCUCCAGUCUUAAAAUGUCAAAAAAUGUGUGUGUCUUAAAUGCAACUCCAAAGAGUUUUCUUUUAUUGAUUUCAUUGAUUCUUUUUAUAUUAUUUAUUUAAUGAACUUUUUAAACAGUUUGUGUGAUGAUUUUCUAGAUAUGUUAGGAUGUAUAGACUCAAUGAAAAGCAUAUGCUAAAUGAAAUUAAUUGAUGAUAUAUUAUGAGCUUUAUGAAUCUCAAACAUUUCACAUUUAUCAAAUAUCCUGAUUAUUUGGGAAUUUCAUAAGCGACUUUAUAUUCUAGAAAAUGGUAUGAAAUUGAUAUUUCAGAAUGAGACACAUGACACUACAGAAACUGAGCUGAGUAAUUUCUAGGUGCAAUGGUCCAUUUGGAUGCUUAAAUCUAUAUUUAGUAUAAAUUGAUAAACACUUUUUCAGGGUUAUUUAUUUUGGCAUUUUUUGUAUAUUUGAACUUGAAAAAUCUCUGACUUUGGAAAAACUAAUAAACACGUGCAAAUAUUUCA